CCCCUGUCUGUGCGGACGGAAGUCCUCGCGAGAUGUAGAUUGGCAGACCCCUGUCUCUGGUAACGCCAGGCUGCCGUUUUUUCGCGGUGUGAUUUUUCUUUUCCCGCCGAAAUCCCGCGAGAUUCGUUCCCGGUGAUCGGCACUACUUGAGUAAAGCGAAGAAUCGCUGUCACACCUACUAUAGUUUGCGUUGUAGAGUUAAGUGCAAACAGAGGGAGUAGAGGCCGCAACGUGCUUGCAGAAGGCAGGAGCCCCCAGUCAUACAGUAUUUCAAAGAGAAUCUUGUCGCCUUCCAAUUAAAAAGAACCUAGGCCACUAUUACCCUCACGAGAGAACGUGGUUUAUUCUACAUGUGUGCCUGUCCAAGAAAUGUCUCUCGAUAAACUAAAUCUGUAAAACACAUGCAAUUUGUAACUCCCCUUCAUCAGCCUAUGGGAUGUCUGUGAAAUCUUUUACGUGAUGAUAUAUUGUGUGUGAGGUUGCUACAUUGUGUUUAACCUUAAAAAUUCAAGACUGGAUACCAAAGCAACAAAGGCUUCAACACUGCAAUUAAAUACACAAGCAAACUGGAGUAAUCAACUGCUGGAUUAUUGGGGAUCAUCCAAGUGUCGACUUCUGCUACUUUUAACUGUGGAAUGGUUAAUCUUUGUAUUUAUGAAGUAAUGCAUGGUGUAUCUGGCUCACCCAAGGAAAAUGAACAAAUAGCUCAUGCAAAGAUCAGAGUACCUCUACUCUGAUAGUGACAACAAAUAAUUUGUAACCUAAAAUAAUACUUCUGGAAAUAUAUGAGUUUUGUGGAGCCCUUAUUUUUGUUUUGUUCCAGCAAGGAUACUAACCUCAUGAGAAGAAUAACUGGCCAAAUGGAUUUUGUGUUUUAUGGAGGGAGGGCAGCUUCUACAGUCUGUUAAUUUUAUCAGAUAUCUGCAGACUGGCUGAGAUUACCUCUAUGUAGAAACAAAAAGUUUGUCACUUUUGUAAAUGAGGGAAGAGUUGGGGUAUAUUGGAUAGAGGGGGUUGUUCUUCCUUUUUAUUUUUUUUAUUAUCUUUCUGAGUUACGUUUUAUAAUUCAAUUUGAAAGGAGGCUCCACUUGUUUUGUGGGGUUCUCCCCUUCCCCCACCCCUGUUUUUCCCCCCUUCCUCUACCAACUAAUAGAGGAAUGCCAAAUUUAGAGCGGCAUGGGAACAAGAAGGACAGUGGAGGGUCAAUAUCUAUCAUGUCACAGAACAGUGGUAGUUCCAAUAACAGAGAGAAACAGAGGACUAGUUCAAAACAUAAGCGACACAAGUCAAAGCAUCUGAAAGACUCUCCGACUGCACCUGAGCCUCAGACCCUCAACACCCUUAAGCUGGUGGAAUAUGAUGAUAUCAGCUCUGACUCUGACACUUUCUCAGAUGAUGUUCCAGCCAAGUCAGAGAAGAGAGAUGAGGAACGAAAGAGCUCAGAUAAAACUGAGAAGUUGCAUAAAUCCCGGCACCGCCAUCAGCACAAACGGGUCAAGGAGGCCACAAAAAUAAAACAGUCAGAAAAAGAGAAGAAACCAGAGAAAGUUCAAGAGGCAACUGUGAGCAAGGUACCUAGUUCCAAAGAAAGGACAACCAGUGCUGUCAAAAGGACUGCUGAAGAGCAGGAAGAGCGCUCUUCCAAAAAUAGCAACAAGGAAGCUCGGACGUUGAAGGUACGAGAAAAAUCUAGACGAGAGAAGGAACUGAAGGCUGGGCACAAGGACCGGAGCAAAAGUCACCGCAAAAGGGAUUCUGCCAAGCGUUAUAAAACUUCUGAUAGUCCUAAGAGAAAAGGUAGAAGCCCACGAAGAAAAUAUGGCAGCAGUCCCAAGCAAGAUGACAGCUAUUCAGAAGCAUCGGGUGGGCAAGACUAUGAUAGCCCACCUCGCUCACAUGCCUCCAGCAAUUAUGCUGAUGCAUACAAAAGGAAUAUGGACAGCCCUGGAUACAAAGAACCUGCUGCCUAUCAGAGCAAUACCCGUUCACCUAGUCCUUAUAGCCGCAGGCCACGCUCAGUUAGCCCGUACCGAAGAAGAUCAUCCAGUUAUGAAAGGGGAAGUGGCUCCUACAGUGGAAGGUCACCAAGCCCAUAUGGACGCAGGAGGUCCAGUAGUCCGUUUGUAACUAAGCGGUCAGUGAGUCGAAGUCCAGCCCCCAGAAAAUCUGCGAAGUCCCGAAGUAGAAGCCCCAUGUAUUCAAGGAAGAGUUCCUCAUCUUCUCGGAACAAGAAGCAGAAGUCACAGUCGCGAAGUCGCCAUUCCAGUAUUUCUCCUGCCCGCCUACCCUUAAACUCCAGCCUUGGUGCUGAGCUAAGUCGCAAAAAAAAGGAACGAGCAGCUGCUGCUGCACGAGAGUCUAAGGGCUCCCCACUUCUUUUAAAAAAAGAUAGCAGUGAAGGAAAAUUAAUAUUGGCACUGGACUCUAAAAAGGCAACCAAAAUCCUCAAACUGGAAAAAUCUUCCUCUGAUACGGAGCUGCUGACGGUUCCUGAUACAGAAGCAAAGGCAUUUACUGGGUUGUCAAAACUAGAGGAGGUGGAGAAAAAACCACAGUUCCAAGUAAAGGAACCUAAAUCAUUAGGGAUAAAGGACUGCAUAUCAGCAGCAAUUAAAGAGGAGGUCUUAACGCCAAAGGAGGGAAUAACGGACAAAGAAAAAGAUGUACCUCCCCCGCUGCCUCCUAUAAGGUCCCCUCCGCCUCCUUUGCCAACCUGUUCACCACCUCCUCCUACACCUCCUCUCCCCCCUCUUCCUCCAUCACCUGCAACCUCACUACAUCCACCACCUCCUCUCCCACCUUCAUCAACAGUGACUUUCCAGCCCCUCCCUACCACUGUGGCUGCAUCCUUGACUUCCUCCUCUAAUGUAAAGGCAUCUACAGUGUCCACUCAGGCAAACUCUAAGCACUCACUGCACUCGCCUUCCAAACCACAGGUUGCAGUCACACUUUCUAUACCGCAUCUUAAGACCUCAACGUUGCCUCCAUUACCACUCCCACCGCUGCUGCCGGGAGAGGAUGAUCUAGAGAUCCCCAUGGAUAUUCCCCCUUCAAAACCUACAAGAAAGGAGAAAGAACACAGACCUCGUCACCUUCUUACUGACCUUCCACUUCCUCCUGAGCUCCCUGGAGGAGAUCCAUCUCCCCCAGACUCUCCAGACUACAAAGUAGUGACACCUCCCCCACAACCUAUACGGAAGAGACCAAAAAUUUGCUGCCCACGAUAUGGUGAGCGGAAGCAAACAGAAACAGACUGGGGAAAGCGUUGUGUCGACAAAUUUGAUAUUAUUGGUAUUAUUGGAGAAGGCACAUACGGGCAAGUGUACAAAGCCAAGGACAAGGAUACAGGAGAACUUGUGGCCUUAAAGAAAGUACGUCUAGACAACGAGAAAGAAGGGUUCCCUAUUACUGCCAUCCGUGAAAUCAAAAUCUUGCGGCAGCUCAUUCACAACAGCGUUGUAAAUAUGAAAGAGAUUGUUACAGACAAACAGGAUGCUCUGGAUUUCAAGAAAGAUAAAGGUGCCUUUUAUUUAGUGUUUGAGUACAUGGACCAUGACCUUAUGGGUCUUCUAGAAUCUGGAUUAGUGCAAUUUUCUGAGGACCACAUUAAGUCUUUUAUGAAACAACUGAUGGAAGGAUUGGACUACUGCCACAAGAAGAAUUUCCUCCACCGAGAUAUCAAAUGCUCAAACAUACUUCUAAACAAUAGCGGACAAAUCAAGUUAGCAGACUUCGGAUUGGCCCGGUUGUACAGCUCAGAGGAAAGCCGGCCCUACACUAACAAAGUGAUUACACUUUGGUAUCGACCGCCGGAGCUGUUACUAGGAGAGGAGAGAUAUACACCUGCUAUAGAUGUUUGGAGUUGUGGCUGCAUCUUGGGAGAGCUCUUCACAAAGAAACCACUCUUUCAGGCCAAUCAAGAACUGCUACAGCUAGACUUAAUCAGCCGUCUAUGUGGUAGUCCCUGUCCUGCUGUCUGGCCUGAUGUUAUCAAGCUUCCUUAUUUUAAUACCUUGAAACUGAAGAAGCAGUGCAGGCGAAGGUUAAGGGAAGACUUUGCCUUCAUACCUACUCCUGCUCUUGAUUUGUUGGACCACAUGCUUACUCUGGAUCCCAGUAAACGCUGCACUGCGGAGCAGGCGCUUCUGAGUGAUUUUCUGAAGGACGUUGACAUCAGCAAGAUGGCCCCACCAGACCUUCCCCACUGGCAGGAUUGUCAUGAGCUCUGGAGUAAAAAAAGAAGACGACAGAGGCAAAGUGGCAUUAUAAUUGAGGAACCACCAACAAUAAAGGCACAACGGAAAGAGAAUGUGGUGGUACAGGCCGCAGAUCCAAUCCGAAAUAACAGCCCAGCCCCUUCACAGCCAUUAAAAACAGAAACUAAUGUCACUGACCUGGCUGUUCUUGGAGACAUUACGCAGCAACUGAAUCAAAGUGAACUGGCAAUACUCCUAAACCUUCUUCAGAGCCAGACUGACCUUAGUGUUUCCCAAAUAUCUCAGCUGCUAAACGUCCAGGCCAACCCAGGCAUGCAGCAGCAACUGGAGGCCCUUAAUCAGUCCAUAACAGCCUUGACAGGGACCAAUGAUCAACCAUCUGAAGCCAUGUCCUCCAAUGAACACUCUGCAACUGAUCGGAUAGGCCCUGACGGAGCAGUCACACAGGGAGAGGUGCCAAAUGUUCUAGCCGUCCUACUGAGCCAGCUUCUUAAGCCACAGGAGGGGUUGGAAGCCCCUGGUGAAAGUAAUGGAGAACAGUGUGAGAGUAAUACACCUGUUCAUACAAGGCCAGAGAAGGAGGAAGAGGAAAUUGUCGUUGAGCAGGAGGUGGAAGAAAAUGAGGAGGAUGACGCAGAUGGCAUCAAAGGAAAUAAUGCUGCUGCUCUUCAUCCUCCUAUUUUACCUCCAGAGAAGAGACCACCAGAGCCUCCUGGGCCACCACCUCAUCCUACGCUAUCAUCUCUUCCAUCUCUCCCAGAAAAAGACAGAAAUGAUGCAAACCAAACUGCAAAUGCUGCACUUAUGCAGUUGUUUUCUCAUCCUGAGACAGAUCUACCCUUAGUAAAGGUCAUUAGGGAAAGGCAAACACAGCUUCCACCUCCAGACUACUCGCAAGCCUUGCCCACCAGGACUUAUAGCUCUGAGAUGCCAGAGGACAUCUUUAAUGCUGGGCCAGAAGAUAGAGACUCAGGGCAGCUGCUAGAAGAGGGCUCUCCGCCAACUUUAGGGAAAAGUAGGACAUUAUUUGGACAGUUGGAGGAAGCAAGUAGCUACCAGGGAUCAGGAUCUCUUCAGUUUCCAGGAGACCAAGACCUCAGGUUCACUAGAAUCCCACUAGGGAUGCAAUCUGGUUCAGUGCUUCCAUCUGGACAGCAAGAUGGGAGCUGUAAUAGCUCUAAUGUAUAUCAAGACGCCAAAAUUCCAAAUUAUGAGUUGGGAACAGGGACAACCUCAGCAGGGACAAACCAAACCUGGGGGGCUCCAACUCAGGCAUUCAAUAAAGUGUAUCGGGCACCUCCAAGAGGAGGUCAUGGAAAAGGGGUGCCUUACUGAAAGUUAAUUAGCCUACCUGAUAUUCUAAGCAGGUCUAUUAAAAAGGUAAUUGCUGUGAGCUGCCAUGAGACUGAAUCCUGCAAGGCCCUCCCACAGAUACUCUUAGUGAACAGCAGGAGGUGGGUUUGACCAUUAAUGGAGGGAUUCAUUUCAGGCAGUCGCUAAGUCAAUCAAUUGUGUAAUGUCUACAAACGAGUGUAAGACAACUGCACAAUGAAGUGCUCCUCAGCAUUGUUUUGUUUUUCACGUUUACUCCUGCUGCGUUUGUCUAGACUCUAGCUGAGCAUUGUACUAGUCCGUCUGUGAUGGCAUAUAAUGCUCUUAUAAAGCCACCAAACGGUUAAAAGGUUGGUUGCAUUGUGAAUACACUUUAAAAAUACAUAAACGAAUACCUCGUUCUAAGCCAGAGGAGGCCCUUUUAAAUGAAGUACUGCUUUCUCUGGCGGUAGAAUGGGGUGGGUUUUUCUCAGAAAACUGUAACCUAACUGAGAACUCACUGGAAUGCAGCUGGCUGUGUAUAAACUUGUUUUCUCUUUAUUUUUAAGCAAGUUGGUUUUUGCAUCAUAAACUGAUGGACUUGAUAUAUCAACUUUUGCCCCAAAACAAUGUUUUGCGUUUUUUUUAGUUUUGUUUUUUUGUUCCACCACCCCCAAAGUACCAAUAAUUUUGCUGCCCAUAAGGGAAAAAUUAAAAAUAUCUCGGCACGAA
This is a messenger RNA of Bombina bombina (fire-bellied toad), 6260 nucleotides long. It is a transcript of the gene CDK12, whose product is annotated as cyclin dependent kinase 12. The transcript has 14 exons. Gene Ontology annotation, molecular function: ATP binding; RNA polymerase II CTD heptapeptide repeat kinase activity; cyclin binding. NCBI's taxonomy places the organism in Eukaryota, Metazoa, Chordata, Amphibia, Anura, Bombinatoridae. The record is from RefSeq and is a predicted model, not a curated record. Gene Ontology annotation, cellular component: cyclin/CDK positive transcription elongation factor complex; nucleus. Gene Ontology annotation, biological process: protein phosphorylation; positive regulation of transcription elongation by RNA polymerase II; transcription elongation by RNA polymerase II. The coding region runs from base 1158 to 5552 and encodes 1464 amino acids.